CAGCUGGUCAUGAAGUUUCCUUUUCCCCUCCCUCAUAUGCCAUCCUUCUUCUUUCUCUCUUCCUCUUCUUCUUUCAACAUCACCACUACCUUCACUUCUCUCUCUCCUGAUUUCCCACACACAGCCAAUUCACCAUGGAGAUCAAGUACAGAGGAGAGCUCUACCUCCCCUACGUGGGAUACCUUCCCAACAAGGUCCGCAACCACUUCAUCGCCGCCGUGGGCGAGUUUGUCGGCACCUUUCUCUUCCUCUUCUUCGCCUUUGCCGCUACCCAGGUCGCCAAUGCUGCCCAUUCUGGUGCCCAGCAGAACAAGGAUGCUGAGGACAAGCACUCCAUUGCCGAUAUCCCCGACACUGCCUCCCUUCUCUACAUUGCUCUCGCCUUUGGCUUCAGCUUGGCUGUCAAUGCCUGGGUCUUUUUCCGAAUCAGUGGUGGUCUCUUCAACCCUGCCGUCACACUUGGUCUCGUCCUGAUUGGCGCUCUCAAGCCCAUGCGCGCCGUUCUCAUCUUCGUCGCCCAGCUGCUUGGUGCCAUGGCCUCGGCUGCACUUGUCUACGUCCUCUUCCCUGGUGACCUGCAGGUUGCUACCACACUUGGUGGCGAAACCUCCAUUGUCCAGGGUCUCUUUAUCGAGGCUUUCCUAACUGCCGAGCUUGUCUUCACCAUCAUCAUGCUUGCUGCCGAAAAGCACAAGGGUACUUUCCUCGCCCCCAUUGGUAUUGGGCUAUCUCUUUUCAUUGCUGAGAUGACUGGUGUCUACUUCACUGGCGGCUCGCUCAACCCUGCCCGUACUUUCGGUCCUUGCGUUGUCCUCCACUCGUUCCCCGGAUACCACUGGAUCUACUGGCUCGGUCCCGCCAUGGGUAGCGCAAUGGCUGCCGGCUUCUACCAUCUCAUCAACAUUCUCGAGUACGAAACCGCCAAUCCCGGCCAGGACUUCAACGAAAAGGAGAUGGAGCACUUUGUCUUUGACGAGGAAAACGCCCACACUGGUGCCGAUGUCGCCCGUCCCGAUCCCGUUCAGGAGGUCCUUGCUGAGGCCCUCAGCCCCGAGGCUUCUGGUGACCUCCUCCGCGGACGCUCCCCCAACGGCCUGCCCUCCACUAGCCCCAAGGGCCUUCUCGACCGUAUUGCUAGUGCCAGUGCCAGAAAGUCUGUGUCGCCAUCUCCCCCCUCUGAAUCCGCCAAAGAUGCCACUGUCGACACUGCUCCGUUGUCUAACGUCAAGAUUGACUAAGAGCGACAAAUCUUUGCUCGCUCCUAUUUGUCUUUGUAUUGACAAGACGCUAACCUUUGCUUUUUUUGUUCCUGCAUUUUUACCGCUACAACGGCCCAUGGCAUCAUGCGCCAACAAUGUUUAAUGAAUAUUACAAAACCAUCCAGCACCGCUGAAUCGGUAGUCUCCUUCGGAUCCAUAUCCGAACCAGAUACAAGUAUUUAUGCCUAUGAGAGGAAAAGAAUGGCAAUGCCUUUAUUGGUCUUGUCCUGUAACUUGGAUAGUUUAGGGGGGAUGGCGCAACAACAGAACUCCCCCAUCAGAAGUGGGAGUUCGGAAGGGGCAGGGAAAAAAGUACACUCAUUUAUUUGCACGAUGUCGCGAAUCAGCGACAUCUCAGGCGCAGGAUUGAUUGGUAACAUUUAACAUAUCUAAAGAGUAUAUACGUCUCCAACAUAUCUUGAAAUUUAGCCUCCCAUUUGCAUCU
This is a messenger RNA of [Torrubiella] hemipterigena, 1704 nucleotides long. The record is from the annotation of a GenBank genome assembly. NCBI's taxonomy places the organism in Eukaryota, Fungi, Ascomycota, Sordariomycetes, Hypocreales, Clavicipitaceae.